UUUUACUCAUUAUCAGAUAAAUUAGAUUAUGUAAUACCUGUUAAGUUUUCAUCCAUUUUCAGUAAGGUCGUUUUGUUUAAAAGAAUCAUUGUUUAAAACAUGAAUUUGAACAUGUUAAAUAUAAACCUCUUUGGACUUAUUGAACUGCUAUAAAACUAAUGAUAUAAGCUAGUUUAUGGACACAUUUACAUAAAUAAUAGAAGCAUAGUAGCAGCAUGGAGUUAAAACCUUCACAAAUAUAUUUCUCGCAGGAUUCCAUUAACAAUGUUUUUGACAAAAGAUGUCAGCAUAGUUACCAACUCAUUGGAGAAACCUUGGAUGCGAUUUGUGAAGAUAGAUGCAGUAUUCAUUCUGUCCCGACGAUUUCUGUCAUGCAAAAAAACGGAAGGUGGAUCACUGCCGACAACCGCCGAUUAUGGGUCUUUCGACAACUCGAACGCCUUGGAAAAUGCAAAACUGUACCCGUUUACACCACUUACCACAUUCCCGCUGGGAAGAUGACGGCAUUUAAUGGCGGCGACUCAGUACGCGUGCGCGGAAGUCCAGGAGGAAGGUGGCAUCUGAAACCUAAACCAAAACCGGUUAUACACCAACAGCGUCUAUCGACAGACCCACAAAUGCCCUCGUUGAAUAGAUCUUUUGUCAGGGAACAUGAGAAGUAUUCGACACCUUAUUCAGUUCGACCAAAGCCUACUCCCUCCAUAUAUGGCUACACUUCUCCAGUAUCUGAUCCGGUUGUGAGCCAUCAGUAUAAAUCCUUUUCGCGUCCACCGAGUGACAUUCAAGCACCCUCGUUAAAUAGAUCAUAUAUUCGCGAACAAGAACGAAUAUCGACACCGCGUUCAGUUCGACCCAAACCUCCACCCGCCGCAUAUCACUACCCAACCUCCGUACCUAACUACUCUUCACAAAGGCAGUUAGUUCGUGAUGAUGAAGUACAGGUUACCAUGAAUGAACCUAAUAGGCCAGUUCAACCGGAAGAAAGAAGGAUAAUUUGCUGUACAAUUUUAUAACGAAAUUAGUACGGUAUGUUUGAUAGACUCUAACUUAUCCGUGAUGAGUUAUUUAUUCGGCAUGGUGUUGUUAAUUUUUAAUGCACAUGUCAUUUCUUAUUCCAAUGUUUACCAUUGGUGAAACUAGAAAGUCACCUAUCACCAAAUGUAUAUAAUACAUCUUUGUUAACAAGUUUGUACAAAUUGUAUCACAAGGUUCUGAAGCAUGUCCUUUGCAAUAAGGAUAUGACAUUUGAUGUGGAAAUACAGUGUACGAUACAUUACGAUUAAAUUGAACAUUCAUUGCAUUUAAUCGCACAUACAGCGCAGGUAUAUUUUUAUACCGUUUAUGGUUAUCAUUAUUAUUCAUAUAUAUAUUUGAAAUGAUAUUUUAUUAAUGUUAAGUGUGCCAUAUUAUAUUUUUUUCCAAAUAUUUUACUACUUCAUAUUUGUAUGUAUUUGCAUUAAAAUGUCGUUUUUCUUCCUUCAAAUGUCAUGUUUACUGCAUUUAUCGAAACUGUUUUUAAAAUGUACGAUGAUUUCUAUAGUUCAGCUAUUUUAAAUGUCUUAAUAUUCAUUGAAGCAUAAUAUUUGUUAUCAUCAAUAACAUUGUUUGUGUUACUGUUAUCCUUGAAUACGUUUCAAUAAA
Messenger RNA from Mya arenaria, 1641 nucleotides. RefSeq lists its product as uncharacterized. Bases 216 to 1013 code for a protein of 265 amino acids. The record is from RefSeq and is a predicted model, not a curated record. The transcript has 2 exons. NCBI's taxonomy places the organism in Eukaryota, Metazoa, Mollusca, Bivalvia, Myida, Myidae.